UCCCCACUGUUUAAAUACAAGUGCAUUCGAUGAUAGCCAUUUUUUAAACUUAUCGAUGUAUCUAUUAGAAAUAAAACUGAACAUAAAAAUAUAUCUAAAAGACAGAAUUCCCAAAGUCCAAUAACUCCAUACAUUAUCUUGAUAUUAAAACAUAGUCUUUAUUUUAGUACAUGGUUUAAAGCAGGGUUUAAUAAAAGAAGCUUCAAAAUAUCUGUAAUAAAAACGGCCUCAAUGCAGAAAUCUUUAUUCAAAGGAAAAGUUAGAUCGGUAACAUAAACAUCACCCUUUCAGAAUACUGGCAGCGAAAAGAACCAAUCCAGUGUCCGUCCGUGUUUUGUAACAGCCAAUCAGCGUCCUGGAUUCACUGUAUGCGGAAGUUGCUACGUUUCACAUUGCUCAGUUCAAUUGGAAGCUUUCCGCGUUGAAAAAUGUCCCAAUAACUUAUCACUAAAACUCACAGAGCAGAUUUUAUUAAUGCCGUUUUCUGGUAUAAGUACAUUUAACAUUGCUAACUGUUCCAAAGUUACAGCUUAAUGACAUUAUUAUUCACGUGUUAGCCUCAUGGCUCACUCCUCGACCGUAUGCAGGAUGUAUUUCAUGUCAAAUUCAAGCAGCUAAGGUGAAGCUAGGCGACCACUGAAAGGGGCGCUGGUAGUGGGGACUUGCAGCAGCGGGGUUAGGGAUGGAGCCGAAUCCAGCAAAGCGGCUCCGGACGGCGGAGGAAGAGGGAGGAGAAGUGAGAGAAAGCGGAGGAGGAGAGCAGACAGAGGCGGAGAGGAGGAAGACGGCGGAUGUGAGUAUCAUCAUGCCGGUGCACAACGCAUCAUGUUGGCUGGAGGAGUGUCUGCAGGCCAUAGUGCACCAAGACUUCACCGGCUCCAUGGAGCUCUCCGUGUUUGAUGAUGCAAGCACAGAUGAGUCCAGGAAAGUGGUGGAGGGCUGGAGGGAGAGGAUGGAGGAUCGGGGAAUCUCAGUGGUGAUCUCAGGUCACAGUUCUUCCCAACCCAGAGGAGUGGGAUUUGCAAAGAACAAGGCAGUGACUCAGAGUAGUGGACGGUACUUGUGCUUUCAGGAUGCGGAUGACAUCAUGUUGCCCCAGAGAGUCCGUUUGCAGUAUGAAACAUCUAUCCUCCAUCCAAACUCUCUGAUUGGCUGCGGGGUCCAGCGGCUGCCGGAGGGAUCUACGGAGCGCUACGCCCGCUGGAUCAACUCACUGACUCGGGAUCAGCUCCUCACUCAGGCAUACACCUCCCAUGGACCCACAGUCGUCAUGCCAACAUGGUUCUGCUCAAGGAAAUUGUUCAUGAAAGUCGGAUUGUUUGACGAAGGAGGCAAGGGAGUCCCGGAGGAUCUGCUCUUCUUCUACCAGUUCCUUCGUCAGGGAGGCUCUCCGCUCAGGCUGGACCAGCGCCUGCUGGUGUAUCGGUACCACGAGGCGGCUGCGACUCAUUCUGUGAUCGAGGAGACUAUCUGGAAGCUGCGCGUCGACUUUCUGCAGGAGAGAGUCCUGAGCCAGUGGGAAAACUUCACCAUCUGGAACGCCGGGAAGCAAGGGAGGAAGCUCUACCGAAGCCUGAGCCUGACCAAUCAGAGGAAGGUCAAAGCGUUCUGUGAUGUGGAUGAAAACAAAAUUCAGAAGUGUUUCUACACAUAUGAGGAGUCCAAGGAGAGACCAAAGCCUACAGUCCCUGUCCUGCACUACAAAGAGGCCACAGGCCCCUUCAUUAUCUGCGUUAAACUGGACAUGACAGGAGGAGUCCUGGAGGAAAACCUCAACGCUUUGCAGCUGAGGGAAGGAACGGAUUACUACCAUUUCAACUGACGGCUCGACGUGCUGCAGGAGACCACAGGAGCCCCACAGGUUAAACAGACAGAGGAAUGCAGAAGACUGAUUUAUGAAAACAUAAACACAAACUCAGAAGAUGGGGUGUUUAUAACGGGGAGGUGAAGCGAAAGCAGCAGCACUGGACUGAAGGACAAAAACAAGAGGAAUUGAGCAGUUUAUGUUGUGUAAUAAAAAGGGCCUCUUACUGUGUAAAAAGGUAGUUUAACUUGGCAAGUUUGACAAGUCUUGUUCUCUGCUUCUCUCUCACUUUUUCCACCGUUUCAAAUUCGUUACUUUUGGCUCUUUAUGUGGAGGUUUUACAGUAAAUUUCUCGUUUUAGGGAAACAUGCUUUAACGUUUUGUCUUUCCUGGUUAAGCAGAAUUAGAGUGAAACUGCAAAAGCGAAACAGGUUUCAUAAGGUAUAUGAAGUGAUAAAGCGUGAAACCGCGCAGGAACCAAGCAGCCCCUGUUGAAAACUUGCUCAGGUUGUUGAUUGUGUAGAAAAGAUUGAUUUAUUAUUUCUAAAAUUUCAUGAAAGUGACUACAGGUGCAUCUCAAUGACUAAGAACUUAAUCACAAAGUUUAUUUCUCUAACUUACCAUAUUUUCUGCACUAUAAGGCGCACCUAAAAACCUUCAAUUUCCUCAAAAACCGACAGUGCGCCUUAUAA
Messenger RNA from Poecilia reticulata (guppy), 2496 nucleotides. It is a transcript of the gene qtgal, whose product is annotated as queuosine-tRNA galactosyltransferase. The record is from RefSeq and is a predicted model, not a curated record. Lineage: Eukaryota; Metazoa; Chordata; Actinopteri; Cyprinodontiformes; Poeciliidae.